This is a messenger RNA of Mauremys reevesii (Reeves's turtle), 3060 nucleotides long. It is a transcript of the gene MEF2D, whose product is annotated as myocyte enhancer factor 2D. The record is from RefSeq and is a predicted model, not a curated record. The transcript is spliced from 13 exons. The coding region runs from base 669 to 2225 and encodes 518 amino acids. Gene Ontology annotation, biological process: positive regulation of transcription by RNA polymerase II; cell differentiation. NCBI's taxonomy places the organism in Eukaryota, Metazoa, Chordata, Testudines, Geoemydidae. Gene Ontology annotation, molecular function: DNA-binding transcription factor activity, RNA polymerase II-specific; RNA polymerase II cis-regulatory region sequence-specific DNA binding; protein dimerization activity.
UGUCCGUCCCGGCAUGCUAGGCUGCGCUGCCUGGUGGUUACGUUGUGUCUUUUCCCCAGUGGGUUGGAAGUAGUUACCUUUGUAGCCAAAAAGGAGGAAGGAAGGAAUCGACACACACACACACACACACACACAGACGCAACCAAAAGGAGGAAGUUCAUUGAGACACUGAGAUUGCUCCUGGUUGCCCGGGCUCGCCUCUGAAGUGUGGCUGCGGUGCUGGUGCUGCAGUUGUUGGUUUGUUGUUGUUGUUGCUGCUGCUUCUUUGGCGCCUCCACUUCGCCAGCAACACCCCAUCCCCGGGAGGGGGCUCCGGGCUCCUGGCAGCGACUUUUUUGGGGGAAGGCAGCGCGGGAGCGGACGCUGGCGGUUUGAUUGACAGGCAAUGGCUACAAAUUGCUGUCUGGAGUGAGCUGAAGAUGCAACCAUCUGACUAACAGGUUUCCGAGCAGCCCCUGGAGGCCCAAAGCGCCUGGAAUUAACCAGACGGCAGCAUAACAUGAACUGAGAAAGAAGCAACCCGGAUUUUUGUUCGGUUUUUUUGGUUUUGGUUUUAAAAACUUUUACAUAACAAAAAAUUCUUUCAUGAAAACGUUUUAAACCAGGGUUAUUUUUCCCCUCCCCCGAACAAGAAAGUCGUCCCCAUACGGUGAGGAUUUCCGGAGAAGAUGGGGAGGAAAAAGAUCCAGAUCCAGCGGAUCACGGAUGAGCGAAAUCGACAGGUGACCUUCACCAAGCGGAAGUUCGGUUUGAUGAAGAAAGCCUACGAGCUGAGCGUCCUGUGCGACUGUGAGAUCGCCCUGAUCAUCUUCAACCACUCAAACAAGCUGUUCCAGUACGCCAGCACGGACAUGGACAAGGUGCUGCUCAAGUACACCGAGUACAACGAGCCGCACGAGAGCCGGACCAACGCAGACAUCAUCGAGACAUUAAGAAAGAAAGGUUUUAACGGUUGCGACAGCCCGGAACCCGACGGGGACGACUCCAUUGACCAGAGCCCCCUGAUGGAGGAUAAAUACCGCAAAGCCAGCGAGGAUCUGGAUAUCCUCUUCAAACGAUAUGGUUCUGCAGUGCCCGCUCCGAACUUCGCCAUGCCAGUGACGGUUCCGGUGACCAAUCAAAACACGUUACAGUUCAGCAACCCCGGGGGCUCCUUGGUGACCCAGUCGCUGGUGACCUCUUCAUUGACGGAUCCAAGACUCCUCUCGCCACAGCAGCCGGCCCUGCAGAGAAACACCGUGUCGCCGGGUUUGCCGCAGAGGCCAGCCAGCGCGGGGGCGAUGCUCGGGGGAGACUUGAACAACACCAACGGAGCCUCUCCAAGCCCAGUCGGAAACGGGUAUGUCAGUGCCAGAGCCUCGCCAGGUCUCCUCCCGGUCUCAAACGGCAACACCAUGGGCAAGAUCAUCCCAGCAAAGUCGCCGCCGCCGCCCUCCCACAGCACGCAGCUCGCCGCCAACAGCCGCAAGCCGGACUUACGUGUGAUCACCUCGCAGGGCGCAAAGGGUUUGAUGCACCAUUUGACGGAGGACCACUUGGAUCUGCAGAAUGCACAGAGGUUAGGAGUCUCCCAAGCAACUCAUUCUUUAACCACGCCUGUUGUGUCGGUGGCCACUCCAAGUUUGUUGACCCAGGGCCUGCCUUUCUCUGCCAUGCCCACAGCAUACAACACAGAUUAUCAGCUGACCAGUGCCGAGUUAUCCUCACUCCCGGCGUUCAGCUCACCCAGCGGGUUGUCGCUUGGCAACAUCUCUGCCUGGCAACAGCAACAUCAGCAGCAGCAACAGCAGCAGCAACAACAACAGCAGCAGCAACAACAGCAGCAGCAGCAGCAGCAGCAGCAGCAACAACACCUUGUUCCUGUAUCACUAAGCAACUUAAUACAAGGGGGUCACUUAUCUCACACCACCACGUUGACUGUCAACACCAACCCCAACAUCAGCAUCAAGUCGGAGCCCGUCUCGCCGAACCGGGAACGAAACACUGCCACGCCGCUCAGCUCCUUCCCACACCAGAGCCGGCACGAGCCGACGGGGCGUUCUCCCGUCGACAGCCUCAGCAGCAACGCCAGCUCCUAUGAAGGCAACGAGCGGGAUGACCCCGCCAGAGCCGAUUUCGGCUCAUCCCUCGGCCUCCUGAGACCCACGACCGAGGCCGAGGGAGAGAGCCCAUCCGUAAAACGCGUGCGGCUGGACGCCUGGCAUCUACAAGCUCAGUGGCUUUGAGAUCCGCCAAACAGGCCAAGAAAUACUUCAAAGUGGAGGAGGAAAAAGUCAUGGUAGGACUUGCAGGUGUGGUCGGCUUCUUGUAGCCCAUCAUUUAUUCCAGAAGUUUCUAGACUUUUAGAAUACUUCCAACUCAGCGCGAGAUGGAAGACUGAGAAGCAGAAACCUGUUGAGAUGACAGCAGCUAAAGAAUAAGAAUAAUAAAGCACUAAAAUGCGAGAUGGUUUCAAAACAGAACAUUUUUGUUUGCUUUUCGAUAUUUUCCUCAACAUUUUGGAAUUUUUUCACCUUUUUGUUGUUGUUGUUGUUCCAUUUUUGAAAAUUCUCAAUAGGAAAAAUGGACAUUUUCAGUUUUGAAAUGAACGUUUUUGGUUUAGGAAAUUUUCAGUUUUGGAAAAGCCCUUCCAUGCGACUAUGCUGACCGACCAAAAUUAGCAAUAAGGGAAUAGGGGGAAAAAGCCCUCCAAACCCCCGAAACGAACAGUUACAUGAAAAUGCAAUGCAAUAAAUGCAGGUUUUCUUAUGGGGAAAAGGGAAAAUGUAAACAAAAUCUAAUUUUGAGAGGUGACAUUUUUCUUUUUAAAAAAAACCAACAAUUUUUUUUGUUUAAAUCGUUUUUCAUUUAAUUUUUUUUUUUUGGCCUAGUUCUCCCAGAUCUAAAGCCUCUCUAAAUAUAAGUGUGCCGUUAAAACACAGCUCUCCUUGGCAGAUUUCAGUUAAUUCCCCGAGCGGUCAUGAGUUCUCAUCACAAAAACCACCAUUGCCACUGGCGCAAACUAGACCCCUUUGCUUGCAGCCUCAGUAGAAAGGUCCCGGAUUGAACGUGCCCCUCGGG